GAUCAAGCAAAAAAAACCCCACAAUACAUAGGGUAUAAAAGCCAGGGUGCUUUCCACUGACAUCAGUUAAGUUUUAGUAACAUUUCAUAAUGUUGCCAAAAACUAUAACAUUUCUAGCAUCGCUAAUCGCUCUUACUUCUGCAGCAUCUGUUCGAGAACCGAGCUGCAACAAUGGCUACUGGACCCCUUUCUUUGAUCGAGACAAUCCAUCUGGGGACUAUGAUUAUGAAGCGUUAUCAGCCAUACAGAAUGAAAACCCUGGGAAAGUUUGUGCUUCUCCCAUCGGUGUAGAUGCUCGUCUGCUGAACGGGAAUCACUAUUCAACAUCUGGGGAGAUUGUUUCCGUUAAUCCCAAUCUUGGGCUUAUAUGUAAAAAUGAGGACCAGGAAGACCGGAAAUGCGAAGAUUACAAAGUUCGAUUCUGUUGUCCAAAAGAAAUUGUUGAACCAGAAUGCAAUAAUGGUUAUUGGACACCGUUUUUCGACCGAGACAAUCCAUCUGGUGGUUACGACUACGAAAGUCUCUCGGACAUCCAGAAAGAAAAUCCAGGAAAAGUGUGUGCAAAGCCAACCGGUGUUGACGCUCGUCUUUUAAAUGGUGAUCAUUAUUCAGUAGGAGGAGACGUUGUAUCAGUAGGCCCGUCUAUUGGUCUUAUCUGUAAAAAUUCUGAUCAAAGUGAUAAAAAAUGUGAAGACUACAAAGUUCGAUUCUGCUGCCCAAAAGAACCAAUAUUUCAAUGCCCCUACAACGCUUGGACAGCCUGGUUUGAUAGAGAUAACCCUUCUGGAACUGGUGAUCACGAGGUUCUGUCUGUUCUGCAACAAGAGAAUCCCGGAAAGAUCUGUCCUUCACCUUCAGCCAUUGAUGCCCAACUUCUAAAUGGUGACUCAUACACAAAUGGCGGCGACGUUUUAAGUAUUUCUCCGUCUAAUGGUCUCGUUUGUUUAAAUUCUGGCCAAUCAGAUAAGAAAUGUAAUGAUUAUAAAGUGAGAUUCUGCUGCUUCGGAGAAUCAACAUGCCGUAAGGAAGAUUGGACACCAUGGUUUGAUCGUGAUAAUCCAAGUGGAUACUAUGACUGGGAAGGAUUAGCAUCCAUUCAACAGGAGAAUCCUGGUAGAGUCUGCAGCAACCCAACGGCUGUUGAUGCUCAAUUAAUAAAUGGCAACCCCUAUACUGAUGGAGGCGACGAUGUAGUUAUUGGACCUACUCAUGGACUCACCUGUAAAAAUGAUGAUCAAAAGGACAAACGUUGUAAUGAUUACAAAGUUCGAUUCUGCUGUUCAAAAGUAUCAGAACCUCCGGCAUGUAAAGAAGAACACUGGACCCAAUGGUUUGAUCGAGAUAAUCCUAGUGGACAAGCUGAUUAUGAAGCACUAUCUAACUUACAGGUUGAGAACCCAGGAAAGAUCUGUGCUGUUCCAUCGGCUGUGGAAGCUCAACUUCUUAAUGGAGAUCCUCACACUUCCGGCGGUGAUGUUGUUACUGUUGGUGCUACGAUUGGGUUGUUGUGUUUUAAUAAACUCCAACCGGAUGGAAAAUGCAACGAUUACAAAGUUAGAUUUUGUUGUGAACCUGAGGAACCUGUUUGUCCAGAUAAUGCAUGGACUGAUUGGUUUGAUAGAGAUGAUCCUUCUGGUGGUUAUGACUACGAAGCUUUGGCUGAUCUACAGAAGGAAAAUCCAGGAAAAAUUUGUCCUUCACCAUCUGCCAUCGAUGCCCAGCUUACUAAUGGUACCCCCUACACAGAUGGUGGAGAUAUACUAACUAUUUCACCCACAGUUGGUCUCAUCUGCAAAAAUUCGGAUCAACCAGAUAAGAAAUGUAACGACUAUAAAGUGCGAUUCUGUUGCUUCGGUGAAUCAACAUGUCCUAAAGAACAUUGGACACCAUGGUUUGAUCGUGAUAAUCCAGGUGGAUACUAUGAUUGGGAAGGAUUAGCAGCAAUUCAACAAGAUAAUCCUGGCAAAGUCUGCAGCAAUCCUACUGCUGUGGACGCCCAAUUAACAAGUGGAGCUCCCUAUACUGAUGGCAAUGACGAUGUAGUUAUCGGACCUACUCAUGGACUCACCUGUAAAAAUGAUGAUCAAGAUGACAAACGUUGUAAUGAUUAUCAAGUUCGAUUCUGCUGCUCUGAAGAGACACCAAGCUGUCCUAACAAUGCCUGGACACAGUGGUUUGAUCGGGACAAUCCAUCUGGUAAAUACGAUUAUGAAGCAUUGUUCGUACUGCAACAAGAAAACCCUGGCAAGAUUUGUUCUUCACCUUCUGCUGUUCAUGCCCAGUUGACAACUGGUGCCCCCUACACAGAUGGAGGAGAUAAUGUGAUUUUAUCAGCACAGGGUGGUCUAAUCUGUGAAAAUGCUGCUCAAGAUGAUAAAGAAUGUGAGGACUAUAAAGUCAGAUUCUGCUGUGCUGGAGAUAACCAACCUGUGUGCAGAAAGGAAGACUGGACUCCAUGGUUUGACAGUGAUUCUCCUACUAGAUCUAAUGGUCUUUCAGACAAAGAAACACUAUAUGCCCUGAGAAAACUAUAUCCAGAAGAAAUUUGUUCCAAUCCUUCAGCUUUUGAUGCCCAGACAGUUGCGGGAGUACCAUACACAAAUGCCGGAGAUGCCUUAUCUGUAGGCCCUACAUUAGGUUUAAUAUGUACAGGAAGUCAUCAAUCCGAUCGAGCAUGCAAUGACUACAAGGUUCGAUUUUGUUGCGAAGGAGAAGAAACUGGCGGCGUUAAUGACGAGCAAGUUGCUGAAGACUUGGCAGCUGAAGGACUUGGCCUCAUAGAUACCAUUAAAGACGAUGUACUCCCGCCCAAACAAGAGUCUUCAGUCGUAAUUGAAGAUCAUUUAAUAUGAGAAACUUGCCUAUUAAAACUUGUUUUACAUUGUCUCAUAAUUGAAUAUUUUAUAGAUACUUCAUUACAAAUGAAUAUAAAACAUAUUUUUUGUCUUUGUACACAAAAUAGGGUAUAUACAGAGCUGUAUCGCAUGUAUAUACAUGCAUGUUACGCGUUAUAAAUCGUUAACAUAACAGGAAAAUGUUGAUAAUGUUUCUAUUGAAUCUAAUACUAUUUAAAAUCUGUAGAAUAAUUUGAAAUUAGUCUGAUUGGAUUAAAUAAAAGUUAUUUUAAGUCAGAAACAUCUUAAAUUAAUUGUAUGUGAUACUUGAUGAUGUAUGCUCCUGCAUAUUUUAUGGUGAAUUAUUUGUAAAGUGUAUUCAUUAUAGCAAUAAAUGAUUUGAAUCGUU
Patella vulgata (common limpet) is the source of this 3243-nucleotide messenger RNA. RefSeq names its product mucin-5B. NCBI's taxonomy places the organism in Eukaryota, Metazoa, Mollusca, Gastropoda, Patellidae. The transcript is spliced from 11 exons. Bases 90 to 2852 code for a protein of 920 amino acids. The record is from RefSeq and is a predicted model, not a curated record.